Molecule: messenger RNA, 1032 nt
Organism: Paramisgurnus dabryanus
Lineage: Eukaryota; Metazoa; Chordata; Actinopteri; Cypriniformes; Cobitidae
Gene: emg1
Product: EMG1 N1-specific pseudouridine methyltransferase
Biological process (GO): rRNA base methylation
Cellular component (GO): nucleus; small-subunit processome
Molecular function (GO): rRNA binding; rRNA (pseudouridine) methyltransferase activity
Source: RefSeq, a predicted model, not a curated record
UUAGUGUCAACAUGGCUGCACGCGUUGGAGACAAGCGUGGUCUGGAGCAUUUAGAUGAAUAUGAACCAAAACCAGUAAAACAUCAACGAAGUCUGCAUGAGCAGAUGACUGAAAAGCGACUUGUUGUCGUUUUAGAAGGAGCGACGCUUGAAACCGUGAAGGUUGGAAAAACUUUUGAGUUGUUGAAUUGUGAUCAACACAAGAGUAUGAUAAUAAAGAAUGGAAGAGACCCUGGGAAGAUUCGCCCCGAUAUCACACAUCAGUGCUUGUUGAUGCUUCUGGACAGUCCUUUGAAUAGAGCAGGACUGUUACAGGUCUACAUUCACACAGAGAAAAAUGCUUUAAUCGAGAUCAACCCACAGACAAGAAUUCCCCGCACUUUUUCACGGUUUUGUGGACUUAUGGUCCAGCUUCUGCAUAAAUUGAGUGUGAGAGCAGCAGAUGGUCCACAGCGUUUGUUAAGGCUGAUUAAAAAUCCAGUAUCAGACCACCUCCCACCUGGAUGUCUCAGAUAUUCAACAUCAUUCAAGGCAGGAGAUGCUGUGUGUCCCAGAACCAUCGUACCUAAAGAUGGACCAGCUGCUAUUGUCAUUGGAGCGUUUGCACAUGGAAUGGUAAAUGCAGACUACACAGAGAAGACAGUGUCCAUAAGUAACUAUCCUUUGUCUGCAGCACUGACAUGUGCCAAAAUGUGUUCAGCAUUUGAGGAGGUCUGGGGAGUGUUAUGAUGAAACCAGAUUAUGUUUCUGUCUGUAUGAGGAACAGGCAUUUGGACUUUACAUGCAUACGUCCGUUAAGGACGUUUGUACAAAAACAGAGACGAACAUGUCUUGUGUUACCACACAAUUUUUGUUUGUACUGAACUAAACAACUAUACCCCUAAAAGUGUGAGGUAUAACAUCUACAUUUACUUGUGUUUUUUACCAAUAGGCUUAUACAUUUAAAGUUUCCUGUUUUAUAUGUAAAAAUUCUGGUGCAAAUAAACUUAUUAUGUGGUGAUAAAAAAAAAUUUCAACUACAUAAGAAACUGUU